AGUAAAAUGUGGAAAAAACUUGGAAUGGUGUUGAUUUCCGGUUUGCUCCCAGAUAGUAGAAAACUACGAAUGCCGGCCGCCAUCCCCUUCCCUUCGCUCAGAUUAGGGUUCAAGAGCAGGUUUUGUUCCUGAGGUUCUAGCAAUCCACAUUCCACGAUGCGAUCCCUCCUCUUCUCCCGCCUCCGUCCUAACGCGCGGCUCCUCCUCUCUCGGAUCGCUUUCGUUUCCUUUACACAAUCAACCCAUCCUCCUCUUCUUCCUCUGACCCCGACUCGUUCCCUCCAUGACCAGUCUUUCGUCGCCGGAAGCUCCCAACCGGUCGAAUAUGAUCCAUCUCGCAUCAUCCAGUUAGCCACCCCCCAGGCAGAGGACGAGGAAGACAGUGCCUUGAACGAGUUCCUUUCCCGCUUUGUUUGGGCCAUCCGCCCUAAGAUCAACGACGCCUACUCGGACCUCCCCAAGGAGACUGUCAACUCCAUGCUACUUGUUAUCUGCCAGAAAGUUGCUGCCUUGAUGGAUUCUACUGCAGCCGUUGAGGACUCCCCCGUCGAGCUCAGCGAGGACCUCUGGAAGACCAUCGUGGAGGUGAGCAACUCGGUACAACAGGCCAUGCAGAGGGACCGGGUGAGGGAGGACCUCAAAAAAUAUAUCCACUCCGAGGAGGUCAAGGAGAUGUGCAGGUUUGCAGCGGACAUUGGCAUCCGCGGGCCAAUGCUCCGCGAGCUCCGUUUCAAGUGGGCGAGGGAUAAGCUGGAGGAGGUCAAGUUCUACCAGAGCCUGGAUAAGAUGCGGGAGCAAGCUCAAGAGCAAGAAGAGCGAGAGAAAAGAGCACUUUUGACAUCUGGGAGUGAUGAACAGCAUACCUCUCUUGCAAAGGAAAAUGAUGCAGAGUCAAAGGUGACCUCUUUGCCACAGAGGAAAGGCAAGAUCAAAUUCAAGAUAUAUGGAUUGGAUUUGUCGCAUCCAAAGUGGGCUGAAGUGGCUGAGAAGGCGGCAGAGAUUGAUGAGGGCUAUGUGCCGGGUGAGCCACGAGAGCCAUUACAGCCCGUAGAUGGGAAGUGUAGGAAGGUUGAGGACAGUAUCCUUUCAUUGAAUGUGAAGCGGGAUGAUCCGGGACCAUUGUUAGAAGAAUGGAAGGAGCUCCUACGCCCAAGGAGGGAUGAUUGGCUUGCGUUGCUUGAUCGAAUCAAGGAGAAAAAUGCUGUUUUGUACAUGAAGGUCGCUGAGCUUCUGUUGAACGAGGAAUCUUUUGAGGCUAACGUUCGUGAUUACUCUAAGCUUAUCGAUGCUUAUGCUAAGGAAGAUCGCGUUGAAGAUGCUGAGAGACUUCUGAAGUUGAUGGCUGAAAGGGGCAUCAAGCCGGAUGUUAUUGUUUCCCUCAUUUUACUUCACAUGUAUAGCAAGCAAGGAAACCUCGAUGCCGCAAAGGAGGCCUUCGAGAGCAUGAAGAGUGAAGGUUUCAAGCCGGACUCGAAGACAUACAGUUCGAUGAUCUCAGUUUAUUUGAAGGCUAAUCUUCCAAGGACAGCGGAGAAACUAGUGAGACAAAUGGAGACUAUGAAUGUUAAACCAACAAAGGAGAUGUACAUGGAGCUUUUGAAAGCAUUUGCGGAGCGCGGUGAGACCGACGGUGCGCAAAGAAUGACGACCACCAUGCAGUUAUCUGGUAUUCAGCCGACCUUGGAGUCCUUUACCUUGCUCGUGGAGGCAUAUAGGCAGGCAAAUGACCCAGACAACGCCCGCAGCCACUUCGAUCACAUGAUGAACUCCGGCUACAAGCCAGAUGACCAAUGCACUGCCAGCAUGAUAGCCGCCUAUGCCAAGCAGAACCUCUUGGACAAGGCCCUGGAUCUGCUGCUAACCCUUGAGAAGGAUGGAUUUCAGCUAGGAAUCAAAACAUACACUGUCUUGGUGGAUUGGUUUGGCAAGCUACAACUGGUCGAAGAGGCAGAAGCAACAUUACAGAAGAUAAUCGAGAAGGGUGAUGCUCCAUUCGAGGUUCAUGUUAGUCUCUGCGACAUGUACUCCAGAGCAAAGAUCGAAUCAAAGGCUCUCAAACAUCUCAAGGUAUUGGUGGCAAGGAAGGAAUUGCUGCAAGCUGAUCAGUACGAUCGGAUCAUAAGUGCUCUUAUUGCAGGAAGACUGUUGGAAGACGCAAAGAGUAUGCAUGCCUGGAUGCAAUCAAAGGGAUAUAAGCUGUCGGAAGCCACCGCAACUGCACUCAGAGCAGCUCAGUCUAUGCCGCCAUAUAAAACACCGCCAGCAAGAAGGGGAAAACCAUAAUUGAGGUUACUUUGAUUGGAGAUCAGUGCAGUUUCUGUUCUUUUGUUACAAUUAUGGUUUCUAUAUGUAUCAAAACCUACCCAGAAUGUUAGAACAAAUUGAAUCAUCGACAUGAGAAGAGAUCUCAACUUUCGAGCCGAGAGGAAAUAAUGUAAGCUUGUUUUACAGCUCUUUUCGAUUAGACCAAGUUUGAAACAGUCCUCUCUUUGAUUCAACAGUGUAAAUUGAGUGCUCU
This is a messenger RNA of Zingiber officinale, 2518 nucleotides long. Its product is annotated as pentatricopeptide repeat-containing protein CRP1 homolog, chloroplastic-like. The transcript is spliced from 2 exons. The coding region runs from base 157 to 2283 and encodes 708 amino acids. Lineage: Eukaryota; Viridiplantae; Streptophyta; Magnoliopsida; Zingiberales; Zingiberaceae. The record is from RefSeq and is a predicted model, not a curated record. Gene Ontology annotation, molecular function: protein binding.